Molecule: messenger RNA, 3072 nt
Organism: Peronospora matthiolae
Lineage: Eukaryota; Oomycota; Peronosporomycetes; Peronosporales; Peronosporaceae
Source: the annotation of a GenBank genome assembly
AUGGACGGGAACGGGACGCCGCCGCCGUCGACGCCGCCGUCGCCUCAAAGUCCUGCCCGCCCUGCGCCCCGGUACUUGACGCAUGACGCUCCAGCUGCUGGUCCUGACUCUCCUCCUUCUCUAGCUAAUGGACGGCAGACGCUAUCGCCAUUGUCACCCGCUUCAGCGUCCGUCUCGGCGUCUGCUGUAUCAGCGACUGAACUCUCAGGCCGCUACAAUUUCGCAGAGAUGAGCGCGUCUGCAGACGCGACGCCGGCGCCGCGGUACCUUGGACGCUACGAGGCCGUGACUGGAACAGUAGCUGCUGCUGCUGCUACUGCUGGACAGGAGGACGACGACGAGGUGGAGGCGGAGCUGCGGCGGAUGGCGCAGCGCCAAUUGCCCCGAGGAGAUCUCGGGCGAAGAGAGUGGAGACUCGACAGUUUCCAGUCAAUGCAGCGAGGACAGGCGGCGCACACAGAUGCACCGCGACCGUUGUCACCUAAUAGCAGUAGCAACAGCUCGUUGAUCAGCAGCAAUGUUCACCACACUACCAGUCGGUCGGGACUAUGGCCGUCUACGGAUGCGGCAUUGCCGCGGCCAAUGGCGUCUCCACCGAGCUCGCCACGUUCCAGUGCGUCGACGUCGGCGGCUGUUACGAUGGCUGCGUCAGCGUCGUUUCAGCAACCGCAACAAGAAGACUUUUCUGGUGCGGUGGUGUGGGGCACGAACAUUAGUGUGUCGGAGAGUAUGGAGCUGUUCCGAGGCUUUGUACACCACUUUCGACCCGAGAACUACGAGUUGCAGGACGAGGCGUAUUAUAUCAAGGCACUGCGGAGAUUAGCGCUCACGCAGACGCUCGUGCUGGACCUGAACACCCAGCACUUGCGUCAAUUCCGUGGUGCAAGAAAGCUGUACAAUCAAUUGAUUUUGUUCCCACAGGUGCUGAUUCGGAUCCUGGACAUGGUGGUGAUGGAGGAGUACGAGGCGUUAGUAGCUGGUGCUGGAGCGGCGAUGGACACCAUUGACAAUGCAUCGAACGUGGCUUUGCAAGUGCGGCCGUUCAACUUGCUUGACUUGUCGCCAAUGCGCCAGUUGAACCCGUGCGAUAUUGACCAGUUGGUGUGUCUGAAAGGAAUGGUCACCCGGUGCAGCGGGGUGUUACCGGAUUUGAAAGAGGCGUUCUUUCGCUGUGCAAUAUGUCAUGCUACGACACAGGUGGCAUUAGACCGAGGGCGGAUCGAGGAACCUGCCAGCUGCGAGCGCUGUUCGACACGAAUGAGUAUGGAGAUGAUCCACAAUCGAUGUGCUUUCACGGACAAACAGAUGAUUAAAAUGCAAGAGACGCCUGAUGCUAUCCCUGAGGGCGAGACGCCGUACACAGUCCUCCUGUUUGCGUUUGACGACCUCGUGGAUGGCGUGCGCCCUGGUGACAAGGUGGAAGUCACGGGCAUUUACCGAGCUGUUCCGAUGCGUUCGAAUUGGCGCCAGCGAGUGGUCAAAUCUGUAUUCAAGACGUACGUAGACGUCGUGCAUUUUCGUCGCGUGGACGAACUCACUCGGCGCGACGAGGGCGAAAACGGCAAGAACCUUCACGCCGCUGGCGAGGAGGCGAAGGAGGUUGAGAACAGUGCGAUUGGGCCGGUCGAUAUCGACGUGGAAAUGCCGGAUCCGUCAGAAGAGCACGACGAUGCCGCAGCUGUGGCCGACGCUCAGCAUGCACGCAAAUUGGCAGCUUUCCGCCGCAUUGCAGCCCAUCCUCGAGUGUAUGCAAAUUUGGCCCACUCGUUGGCGCCGUCAAUUUGGGAGCUGGAUGACGUAAAGAAGGGUAUCUUGUGCAUGCUUUUUGGUGGCACGCGCAAAGACGGAAGUAGCGGCAGUGUAAACGAGCACGAAGGAGAGGACGAACAUGGCGGUGUGGCAGUUAAGCGCAAAAGUAUGCGGUCUGACAUGAACGUGCUGUUGUGUGGAGAUCCUGGUACAUCCAAGUCGCAGUUGCUGUCGUAUGUACACAAGCUGUCGCCGCGAAGUAUCUACACGUCUGGCAAAGGUAGUUCUGCUGUCGGCCUCACUGCUUCGCUUAUUCGCGAUAUGGAGACGAACGACCUUGUGCUCGAGUCGGGUGCAUUGGUUCUAUCCGACGAGGGUAUUUGCUGCAUCGACGAGUUCGACAAGAUGAGCGAUUCGGCUCGGUCCGUGCUGCAUGAAGUGAUGGAACAGCAGACUGUCAGCAUUGCCAAGGCUGGUAUCAUUUGUUCGCUCAACGCACGGGCAUCCAUUCUCGCGUCCGCUAACCCAAUUGAGUCGCGCUACAACCCGAACAAGUCGGUGGUGGAGAACGUGAACAUCUUGCCCACACUGCUUUCGCGUUUUGACCUCAUCUACCUCAUCCUGGAUAAGCCGCAACCAGAAUCAGACCGCAAACUGGCAAAACACAUCGUCGCUCUGUAUUAUGACGAAGAAACACGUGUGCGUGUGCGUGCGCAAGCUCGCGGCGGUGAAGACGUACCUCAGCUUAUUAGCAUGAAGCUGCUGACCGAGUACAUCGCGUAUGCUAAACGGAACAUCCACCCACGGCUUUCAGCUGAGGCCCGAGAUGCGCUCAUCCGCGCGUACUUGGAUCUCCGCCGAAUGGGCGGCGCUGGUGCUGCAUCGGCCAAGAAAAAUAUCACGGCAACCCCUCGACAGCUCGAAUCGCUUGUCCGGAUUUCCGAAGCACUUGCAAAGCUCAGGUUGUGCGAGACUGUGACGCGCAGUGACGUCGACGAAGCGCUGCGGCUCAUGAACGUGGCGACACAACGUGCAGCAAUGGACCCGCGGACUGGUACGAUCGACAUGGAUAUGAUCAAUACGGGUCACAGUGUGCUGGAACGUGAAGUGCAAGCGGCACUAGUUACUGGGCUCAAGGAGAUUUUGUGCGAGGCACCGAACCGGUCAAUGGCCGUCGGCGAGGCUCGCCGACACCUUGAGGAAAAGCACAAAGGCGAAGUCAAGAGCGCCGAGUUUCAGAUGGCGCUGCGCUCUCUCGAGGACGAUAGCCUGAUACAAGUUUCUCACGGCAUGAUCCGCUACUUUGGCGAUCCGAUAGAUUGA